This is a messenger RNA of Drosophila subpulchrella, 7448 nucleotides long. It is a transcript of the gene cno, whose product is annotated as afadin. The transcript has 20 exons. The coding region runs from base 604 to 6774 and encodes 2056 amino acids. NCBI's taxonomy places the organism in Eukaryota, Metazoa, Arthropoda, Insecta, Diptera, Drosophilidae. Gene Ontology annotation, cellular component: adherens junction. The record is from RefSeq and is a predicted model, not a curated record. Gene Ontology annotation, molecular function: cell adhesion molecule binding. Gene Ontology annotation, biological process: regulation of protein localization; signal transduction.
UGGUCACACUGCGGAAAAAUGUCGAAGGCGCGCGUCGCUCGCGUUUCUUGAGCUCCCGAUCGCCGAGUUUCGUUUCCAAGAAAACUGAGUUGCAACAAGUGCGGAGAUCGUUAGUGCCGUGUUCUUUGCGAUCGCCCCGCACCGAAGUCGCAGCCUGUGAAAUCGCUGCUUUUUGUGUUUUGAUUUCGCCAACUCCGUGAUUUCUCCGCAGCACAAUAUUCGCAUUCCCCUGCGCACUUGGCUCUCUUUCGGCGCCGACGUCGACUGCGCAGCCGCCGCGACGCGAAAUGUGCAACAACAAGUUAAACAGCAACUACACACCAAUACAACGACAAAGUUAACCAAUAUUUAAUUGCUGUCUUAAUUAAAUUAGCAGCCCGCAGUGCAGUGCGAAAUACGCGAGCAGCAAGGAAAAGCUGUUGUUUCUGCCUUCCACCUGGAUAACAAAGCUGGAUAAAUUGGAUUAAACCGGGCGACAAGAAAGGAGAUAGUCAGGGCCCAACAAAGCGUAACAUAAACUACGUCACACUGGAGUCACAACACGAUCAACAUUCCCAGAACUGAGGCGAGACCUUCCCCCACCCCGAAUACAACCUGUACAGUAUGUCACAUGAUAAGAAGAUGUUGGAUCGCGAGGCAGUUCGUUCAGUGAUUCAGCAAUGGAAUGCCAAUCGAUUGGAUCUGUUUGCGCUCUCCGAACCAGACGAGAACCUGCUCUUCCAUGGCGUUAUGCGCUUCUACUUCCAAGAUGCCGGCCAGAAAGUGGCCACCAAAUGCAUUCGUGUGGCUUCCGAUGCCACUGUCACAGAUGUCAUAGACACACUCAUUGAGAAAUUCCGUCCCGAUAUGCGGAUGCUAUCCGUGCCCAACUACGCCCUGUACGAAGUGCAUGCCAAUGGCGAGGAGCGUCGACUGAAUGCCGAUGAGAAGCCACUGCUGGUGCAGCUCAAUUGGCACAUCGACGAUCGCGAGGGUCGCUUCCUGCUCAAGAACAUAGACCAGAAGACCACCCCCAUCGAGCAGACCGAUCUAAACUUCAAGAGAAAACUCUCGAAACGUGAGAAAAAGGAACAAAAGAAAAAGGAGAAGAUGGCGAAGCUGAGCUCCGAUCCGCCCACCUCCAACGGCAGUCAUUUGGGCUUAGGCAAUGGGGUCGGCGGAUCCUCGGGAUCGGCCCUCAUGAACGGCAACGCCGGAGGAGGCGGCGGCGAUGGCAGCGAUGCCGUGGCCGGAAAACUGUACACGGAACUGCCAGAAACCUCGUUCACACGAUCGAUCUCAAACCCGGAGGCCGUGAUGCGGCGACGGCGACAGCAGAAGCUCGAGAAGAAGCUGCAGCAGUUCCGUUCCAGAGACGGUGGUCCGGAUACCGGUGGCACGUUGAAGAUAUACGGCGAGAGCCUGUGCCAGGACGUGCCCUACAAGACGCUGCUGCUUUCUAUCCGGGACUGUGCGCAGGCCGUCGUUCGGGAAAUGCUCACAAAAUACGGACUGGAGAAGGCCGAUCCGCUGCACUACUGCUUGGUUCAGGUCAACAGCGAUGGAACAGAAUAUAUACUCGAUGAUGACGAAUGCCCCCUAUCGAUACUCAUGAACCAUCCCACGUCGCGAGGCUCCAUCAUGUUCCAUGUGCGGAGAAGACCAGCGGACUCACAGCCCCGGAGACGAAAGAAAAAGCCACUGGGGGCGUCCAAUGGGGCCAACCACAUAUCCGGCGACCGCGAGGGUCCCGUCCUGGUGGAGGUGACCCACAGCGGCGAUGGCGGGCGACGGAUCAAGUUGGGCAGCGAUCCCGUGGAGGUGGGAUCGGCGAACACAAACUGCCUGCAGCUCUUCGGACCCUCGAUCCAGCCGAGGCACUGCCUCAUCUCGCUGCUGGAGGGAGUGUGCACGGUGACCCCGCUGCACACCGAUGCCCUGACCUUUGUCAACGGCCACCACAUCAGUCAGCCGACCAUUCUGCAUAACGGAUCGGUUGUAAUGUUCGGACGGGUGGCCUCGUACCGCUUCCUGGAUUCUCCCACGGACGGGCGCUACAAUCUGGCUCUAUCGCAAUCCCAACUGGACUCGGCAUGUCUCUACGAAAGCCGCUCGCCCACGUCCCCCGGAUCCUGGAAUGAUGAGGAUGGAGCCCUGAGUUCGACGCACAAAAGUGACUACGAACACCACCAGCAAUCGAAUCAAUCCAGUGCCUAUCACAAUAAUAAUAACUCCAGUGAUCACCCCCUGAGCAGCACGCUAAGGGAUGUGGUGGACAGCAAGGUGGGACAGGAUCAGGUGGCCAAUUCCGGGAACUACGAUGCUCAAAGCCUUGAGGGUAACCUGGAGAACGAGACCAAGUCGAUUUCCAGCAUGAAGUCAGGUGGUUCCAACAGCCAGGACCGGUCACCCAAAAUGGCGGGCUCUGGCAUUUUGGCCGGUGGUGGCAGUGGUUCCGGCGACGCCCAGGGACAGGAACCCAUCCUGCCGGCUGUCCUAGAGUUUCCCGAAACUCAUCAGGAACUCUUUCUGCGUCACAUUAUCAGUGAGCUGGACGUGAACGUUCCGCACUUUAAGCUGGCACCCGUCUACUCGCUUUACCUGUGUGCCAGGUAUCGAGCCUCCACCCACUACCGCCCGGAACUGCAGCCCACGGAGCGAGCCCACAAGCUGACCAUGUUCCUGCACCACGUGGCCAAUCUGGUCUACAGCGUGGUCCAGGAGCAGUACACGGAUCCCCGAAUCCUGGCCUUUUGGAUGGCCAACAGCUCGGAGUUCCUGCACUUCCUUAAAUCAGAUCGUCACAUCAGCGCCUUCAGCGUUCAGGCUCAAGAGGUUUUGGCCGAGGCCGUGCAGACGGCUUUCCGCAACCUGGUCAACUGCUUCCGACUGGAACUCUCCCAAACCCUCAACCAGUUUCUCUCCGAAAACAUCGACCACGACUCCGCGGCAGGACUCGUGCUGACCGUCUUGGGAUCGGCGAUGGCUCUCCUUAGACGAUGUCGCGUAAAUGCAGCCCUAACCAUCCAGUUGUUCUCGCAGUUGUUCCACUACAUCAAUGUCAUAUGUUUCAAUACGAUUGUGGCAAACUCUCACAUGUGCACAGCUGACUGGGGCAAGGUGAUGACAGAGCGACUGCAGUUACUUGAGCUGUGGGCAGAACGGCAAGGCUUGGAGCUGGCGGCGGACUGCCACCUGGCCAAGAUUAACCAGUGCGCGCAGUUUUUGCAAGCACCCAAAUCCUCCGUAGAGGAGAUUCAACAGUUGGCCUGUUCCUGCUUCCGUUUGAACUCCCUGCAGAUGGCUGCGUUGCUGCAGCAGGAGAAGCUGCCUCGUAACCUGGUAGAUACGGCCAUACGGAUGGCCGAGUCCGUGGCCGACGAGCUAACCCGAGCCGAUGGACGAGAGGUGCGGCUGGAAGAGUCACCUGAGUUGCACUUGGCACUGCUGCUUCCCGACGACGGAUUCAGCUGCGAUGUAGUGCGAGGCAUACCAACAGGUCUGGUCGACUUCCUGAAUCCUCUUCAGCAGCAGGGCAUGUGUCGUCUGGCGGCCCAGCCCACCUCCAUUGGUCUUUGGACGGUCUAUAUGCACCAAUUUAAUGCCCGCAGCUCUAGUGCCAUGUCGAACAAGCUGCCCCAACCGGAGUUGCAGCUGAUCAAGCUGCACAAGAACAGCAACGGCAUGGGCUUAUCCAUCGUGGCAGCCAAGGGAGCUGGCCAGGAGAAACUGGGUAUCUACAUCAAGAGUGUGGUUCCUGGCGGAGCGGCAGACGCCGACGGACGCCUGCAAGCUGGUGAUCAGCUACUUCGCGUAGAUGGCCAGAGUCUGAUUGGCAUCACCCAGGAAAGGGCUGCGGACUACCUGGUGCGGACGGGCCCGGUGGUCAGCUUGGAGGUGGCCAAGCAGGGAGCAAUCUACCACGGGCUGGCCACGUUGUUGCAGCAGCCCAGCCCGGUCAUCCAGCGUGGUAAUCGACGUAUGUCCGAACGCGAUCUGACGCGGAUGGGCGGCGCCGAGUCGACCAAAUCCCUGGGUCCGCUGAUAGCCAACAGUCAUCCGAAUCACAGCCUCAGUCUUAGCCAAAACCUGAACAACAGCCACAACAACACCAUAGGCAAUAGCAACAGUAGUAGCAUCAUCAAUCCCCUAGCUGCACACCUGCCCAACAGCAAAUCGGUGCCGGCUCUGCAUCACCACACGGGAUCGGGUACCAUAUCCCUGGCCAAUUCCAAGUCACGCAGCACGCACAGUUUGCAUAACAAUACAUCGGCCAUGGGAGGAGUCGGAGGAGCGGCAGCAGUGGGAGGGGCCGGAGCCGGAAUGCUGGGUCAGCCAAAUGGCAGCCACAACAAUGCAAAUGCAAAUGGAAAUGGAAACGGCAACGAGCAGGGAUUCUAUCAGAAUCUCAGCGUUUAUCGGGCACAAAACCAAAGCCAACCGAUUCUGAACGAGAGACCGCCGAUUGCCGCACAUGCCGCCAUGAGUGCCUACAAUGGCAGUUCCCCGCUUGCACCGCAACCACCACAGCAACAACAACAGCAACAGCCAUCUCCCUACCAGCAGCAGCAACAUCUACAGGCCAACGCUAAUCUGCCGCCCACUCGACCCGUCUCUGCUUAUUACCACAGCCAACAGACGGCGCAGCAGCAACUCCAGCAACAGCAGCAGCAACAACAGCAGCAACAGCACUCCCUGCAGCAGCAACAGUUCGCACUCAGCAGUAGCAACCUCAAUGGCCAGCAGCAGCAGCAGCACCAGCUCACCUUGAACAAUCGCACUAAGAGCCAGCAGAACUUCCAGCACAGUCUGCGCAUGCAGCAGAUGAUGGCUCCAUCGAUGCCCAACAUAAGCAACAUGUACCACCACCAGCAGCCACAACAGCAACAACUGCCCCUGCAGCAGCAGCAGCAGCAACAACAGCAGCAACCCCUGAUGAGCAGCAGCCAGAGCAUGCAGAAUGUCAACGAAUUCGCAGGUGGCUAUCAGAAUGGCAGUCUGGAGUACAGACGCAGUCAGCUUCAUGACCCAGCCACUCUCUACGAACUCCAGCAACAACAGUUGCAGCAGCAACAGCAGCAGCAACCAUCUCCCAACUUUAUAGCCCUGCCUCCGAAACCCCUAGGCAGCUUACAGUCCCCCAACAAACCAAACGCUCCACCAAGUACAGCACCCAAACCACAGCAGCAACAGCAGCGAUAUCUUGGGCAACCGCUUCUGGCGGAGGACAAGCCUCCGCUGCCGCCCACCGCAACACAUCCGCUAUUCAAAGCCACGCAGCAGAUUGCUCCGGGGAUGAAUUACGUGGCCAGCACUUUGGAUCCACCAAAGGGCAGCUAUGUGGCGUCAAACCAAGCCAACAGCCGUAGUCUUCACAGCGGGAGCAAUCCCUGGGAAAGGGAGGAGCGUGAAAAGGACCUUGAAAUGCGACGCGAACACAUUCGCCAAUGGCGGGAGCAGCAGAUCUCAGAGCUCUCGCAGAUAAUUUCCCGAUCCCCCAUGCAGGAGGAGCAACUAAAAACCUUGAUUCUGGAGCGAGAUUUCGAGCGAAGAGCGCAGGAGCUGCAAGAACAGGAGGAGCAGGAUCAGGAGCAGCAGUACGACAAGGAGAACGUGCAAGAGCUGUUCCGACUGGCUGGCGGCGGUCAGGUCAGUGCCAUACAAACACCCAUCACGAGUUACCGGCAGACGGAGAUCAAGCUGGCGGAGAUUACGGACAGCAGUAGUCCGGUGGAAUCAGUGCCAACACCACUGCCGCCACCAGCGACUAGCCAACCCACGAGCAGCAACACUCAGCAGCCGAAGAGCAUACUCAAGCAUAAUCGGUAUUCCGAGGGAGGGGCGGGUCCCACUGCACCCUCUUCGCCGUCAAAAUCGCAGAAAUCCGCCAGUUUCGCGGACGAGCGACAUCUGCACACGGAGCAUCCGAUAUCGAAUUUGGCAAAAGAGCUCAAUCAGCUAACAGUGCUAGACAAGGAUAAUAACAACGAGACCUUGGAUGCCGUUGUUCCACCACCACCGCCACCAGAGAGGAACAGUUCCUACUUGAUCAUGUCACAGCAAAAACUGCGGGGCAGCACUGGAAACUCGUCCAUGGGUCUACUCAAAACAGCGACUAGUAAUCAGGCAGCAGCUGCCGUGGAGAUUAAGAAGGCUUCUCUCCUGAACACCCAAUCCAAUAAUAACAACAACCUGAGUGGCAGCUUGAACAACAACACCAUGCAGGGAUCACCGCUUAGCGCCAUGGAGCUAAAUGCCGCCUACGUUUCGGCCACCGGAAGUGGAAUGGUUGGAGGAUUGGGCGCACCACCUCCGCCGCCGCCAUUGAUGCAGAGGGAUAACAAGCGGGUGAGCUUCCAUGAUGAAGAGAACAACUUUGUAGGCGCAAACAGCCAGCAACAACAGCUGCAGCAGCAAUAUAUCAUGGACAACUACGGUAUGGAGCAUCAGGAUUUGGACACCAUCAGAGAAGAUACGAGUUAUCUGCAACACAAUCUGGAUGCCUCCAUGCUGCCAUCGAUGCCAGCCACUCCCGAUGCUGCCCUCUGGAAUACCUCUGUGCAAUCCACUCCCGGCGUUAUUGGAGCGCAAGAGGUCUACAGAGAUCCUCGCACGCGUCGCCUUGCGGAGAAGCAGCAGCAGCAACAGCAACAACGCGCUGGUGAUGCGGUGCCCGAAAAGCUAUCGUUCAAGGAGAAGAUGAAGAUGUUUGCCCUGGAGUCGGGGGAGGAUAACACGCCCAAGGACAAGCUGAAGAUAUCGCGGGCCCAGCGAGAUAUAGAUGCGGUGCACUAAGGAGGGGAUAUCUUUGCUAAACGCUAUGUACAUACACACCAGAACCCACAAAGCUUAAACUUCAAUAUACUGGGGGCCAAGUUGUUACGUUAGCUCUACAUAACAAACACAGAUUUAUAGAUCAAGUUAUAUAUACCGGAUUACGAUAGAAACAAACAAACCUAACGAAUUUGCUAAGCAAAGCAAUAACAAUUCAUAGUUAUCGCGUUACAGAGUUAAUUACACAAAAUGUUAACUGAAUUCAAUUAGUGAGAAUUGUCAGUGUAUAUCAUUAUAGUCUAUAUAUACUUAUGUUUUAUAUAUACAAAACUAUAACGAGCCUAGACAGGGCAACGAAAGCAAGGCGAGCCACAUUUGUAAAGCGUUUUAAACAUUUAACAUUUAACUUAACCCUACGAUUAACAAUUUGUUACAUCAGAUUACAACAUACAAUUUAUGGUUAAACAACAGUGUAAAUGAGCCGAGUUAGUUUAGAUAUACAUACAUAUAAUUACCUGGGAACCGUGCGGAACAAGAAACGUUUAUAUAUAUAUAUCAGAAUUCUCUAAUGGAUACAGUAUCCAUUAGAGAAUUCUAAGCCACAACAACGUUAAAACAAAUGGUCCAAUUAUUCAAUUAUUAAAGCUAUAUUUACAAACCACGAACGAACGAGUAAUUAAAUAUUUAAAACUUCA